ACCACAGUAUGGAAAAAUAUCAUACAGCGUAAGCGUAUAACGGAAAGUUAUUUAAUCAAAAUUUGUUGGUCAUUUUAACUAUUUUGGUUUGAAAGCGCUUUGAAUCCGAAUUAAAUUGUUUUUGACGUAGUAUCGCAGUUCAGUUGAUAUCAUUUAAAUUAGUUCUACAUUAAGUAUGUCUUUUAUGGGAGAUACAUUAUCACCAGCUCCUCUUUGGCAUAAUGGUCCAACUCCAGGAGCAUUUUACAAUUUUCCUGCAAAUUCAUCCAAUUUGGGGCCUGCCUCCCGUCCACUACAAGAUUUCCGGGCUCACUCUGCAAGUCCAAUAACUACAACAACAUCUGUUAUAGCUGUUCAGUUUGAUAAAGGCUGUGUAAUUGCAGCAGACACACUUGGUUCAUAUGGCUCUUUAGCUAGGUUCAGAGACUGUCCCCGUGUAAUGAAAGUCAAUGAUCUUAUAAUGCUUGGAUCUGGAGGUGAUUAUGCUGACUUUCAGUACUUGAGGGAUAUUAUUGAACAGAAAAUUAUCGAUGAACAGUGUCUUGGAGAUGGCCUGAACUUAAAACCGCGGUCUCUCCACUGCUGGCUAACAAGAGUGCUGUACAACAAGAGGAGCAAGAUGGAUCCAUUGUGGAAUAAUUAUGUUGUUGCUGGCAUACAGGAUGGUGAGCCAUUCCUUGGUGCAGUGGAUAAGCUUGGAACUGCAUAUGAAGAUGCAGCUAUUGCCACUGGGCUUGGAGCGUACAUGGCAACACCCCUAAUAAGGGAUGCAACUGAAAAGGGGCCGCUGGAUGAAGAGUCAGCCAAGGCUUUGGUGCGCAAAUGUAUGGAAGUUUUAUUCUACCGAGACGCGCGUUCGUUUCCUCGAUACCAGCUAGGUGUGGUGACAGCUGCUGGAGUUACCAUUGAUGAUACUGUAGAACUUAAACACGACUGGUCAUUGGCACACAUGAUUAAAAUGAAGUAGAUACCUGUCAAAUAAAUGUUUCUUAAUACAA
This is a messenger RNA of Pieris rapae (cabbage white), 998 nucleotides long. RefSeq names its product proteasome subunit beta type-4 (gene Prosbeta7). The record is from RefSeq and is a predicted model, not a curated record. The coding region runs from base 176 to 967 and encodes 263 amino acids. NCBI's taxonomy places the organism in Eukaryota, Metazoa, Arthropoda, Insecta, Lepidoptera, Pieridae. Gene Ontology annotation, cellular component: proteasome core complex. The transcript is spliced from 5 exons.